Molecule: messenger RNA, 2091 nt
Organism: Carica papaya (papaya)
Lineage: Eukaryota; Viridiplantae; Streptophyta; Magnoliopsida; Brassicales; Caricaceae
Product: RNA-binding CRS1 / YhbY (CRM) domain protein
Molecular function (GO): RNA binding
Source: RefSeq, a predicted model, not a curated record
CUCUCUCUCUCUCUCUCUCUCUCUCUCACCACCUGUUGCAGCCAAUUUCUUCCUCCACGAGCAGAUUCCGCUUCCACGUGUUGCGGUUUCUUCAGCUGCGCGCCUGUGUAUCAGACUGGCAGGUGGUUUCUGCUAAUUGGAGACCACCAGAGAGUGGACUCUACGACGGUUCGCGGUGGUCAGUCACCACUGUGCAGCCAUUUCCAGAGCUCAUUACGACCUCAGCAGCCUUUCUGUCACCAAAGAAAUCCAGCUUCAGUGAGUCAUUUGGGUCCAUACACACACACCGAAUGUCAACUUGAAGGAAGAGCACAAUCUUGGAAUCUCUCCCAUAUUCUCACUCUUUUGGAGCUAUGUAAUUUUUACUUGAAGUGGCCAUUCUCGUCUCUGUCGCUUGCAUUCUGAAUGGCAAAAGCUUUAUCUUGGAGCAUUCAAAAAGCUUAUUCGCUUUUCAAAUCCUCCUCUCCAAAUAUUACUGUCAGAAAUAUUACUGUCAGGUCAUUCUGGCAAAGUCAAGUAUUGGUUAUCUCCCAAUCCAAGCACUUACCUCCACUUAACCCGACAAACCCAUCAUGGCUUUUUAGAAGCUUGAGUCAUGGUUCAGUAAACUUGGUGAUAUCAGAAGGCAAACCUAAGUUUGAAAUACAUAAAGUUGACCCUCCCAAGAAGGAGAAAUGGAAAACCAAGAAGAGGUUGAAAUUGCAGAGGAAAAGAGAGAAGGAGAAAAGGAAAGCUGCCAAUAGGAGGGACCCACGUUGCCUCACUGUCAGGGGAAAGAAGAAGCAAAAAUUUGCAAAUGCAGAGGAGAGAAUCAAGUACAAGCUUGAGAAGGCCAAAAUCAAGGAAGCAUUGCUGAUUGAAAGACUUAAGCGGUAUGAAGUCCCUAAGGUUCAGGGUCCAAUUGUUAAACCACAUGAGCUAACUGCUGAGGAACGAUUCUACAUGAAAAAGAUGGCUCAGAAGAGAUCUAAUUAUGUACCAGUUGGCCGAAGAGGUAUAUUUGGUGGUGUCAUUCUUAACAUGCACAUGCAUUGGAAGAAGCAUGAAACUGUUAAGGUCAUUUGCAAAGGUUGUAAGCCUGGCCAAGUGAAUGAGUUUGCCCAGGAGCUUGCUAGAUUGAGUGGCGGGACCCCAAUUCAUAUAAUAGGAGGCGACACCAUCAUAUUUUAUCGUGGGAAAGACUAUGUGCAACCUGAAAUUAUGUCACCCAUAGAUACAUUAUCCAAGAAAAAGGCACUUGAAAAAUCCAAAUACGAGCAAUCACUUGAAUCUGUGAGGCGCUUUAUUGCCAUUGCAGAGAAGGAAUUGGAGCUCUAUUACAGGCACAGUGCACUAUAUGGUGAUCCAAAUGAUAGGAACCCGCUUUCAAUCUUGGACACCCCAGGAAAGGACUCCCAAGAAUCUGGCAAACCUGAAAUGCCCAAAAGGCAUUUCCAUGAUUUGACAUGUCAAAGCUUUUCUCCGAGUAUUGCAGACACGGAAGCCGGUCUCGAUUACGAAGAAGCAUCAGAAUUUGAUUGUGAUUUUGAAGAUGAAGACAUACCCACAAGUGAAUCAGAUUCUCAAAUUUCCGUAGACGACUUUGAUGAUGAAGAAAGCACUUCUGGUACGCAAAAGAGUUCCUCCACAAUUUUAAGUUCUCAAUCAUUGGUUUAAAGUAGAUUCCAUUCCCAUCCCCAACAUUUUUUAACAGAAUGAUGUACAAAAAGUAAGAAGUGGAAUAGAUCAGAAAUGCAUAUCUAUGAUAUUUAGUGUAUUCAUGUUCAUAUUCCCUUAGCUUUUUUUUUUUUUUUUGGUUGGAGGAUCAAAAUAAACAUUCAUCUGAACAGAAAUCAAGCUGUACUUAAUUAUUCUCUUGUAAAUGGUUCUGCCUUUUAGAUUAGGUCUAGGGUUUAGUGAGAAAAUAUUUUUUAAGAAAAAAAAAAAAACAGUGAGGAUAAUGCUUCAAGCACUUCUGUCUUAUUCUAAGACUGUUGGAAGGGUGCUUCAAGCACAGCCAAAAAAAUAUGAAGGAUCCACGUAGCAGAUACUACUAUUUGAUUUGAUACCAUUUCAUGUUGAUAAUGGUGAUGCACUAAUUUUAUGCCCCAA